This is a messenger RNA of Aureobasidium musti, 1614 nucleotides long. NCBI's taxonomy places the organism in Eukaryota, Fungi, Ascomycota, Dothideomycetes, Dothideales, Saccotheciaceae. The record is from the annotation of a GenBank genome assembly.
AUGGAGCCAUCCUCUAGCUGCCCCGAAAUAUCCCCUUCCAUCGAGAGAUCUUCUGAUCCCGCUACUAUGGUGCCGCCUUCUGACUCUUUAGUGGAUCUACCUCCUCCGUCUCUUUUCAACUAUGCAGAACACAGGGUGCUUGGGGACGAAGACGAUGUCAAGAUCUACUCGAUCUGUCUAGACAGGUACCUCGAUGAAAUGGACGACGAUCACGAGGCUUUGACAGAGACAUGGCUUGCGAAGGCUAGGAUAUACCAGCGCCCCACCCUUUUCCCCCGCGCCGGCAACAAGUUUACAAUGAGAGGCCGUCACCACCAGUUUAGUCGAGCAACAACCAAGCCAAGGGAAGAUCCAUUCGCAAAAAUCAAGCACCAGAAGAACGCCCGCACGAUCACUCUCACCGGAAAGGCUUUCUCGCAGCUCAAACCUAGAGGCGAGACGAUCACUACCUCAGCUCGCAUCUCAUCAGCAAAGGCCAUCUCGACCGAAGUUCCAAACUACACUCACUACACCAGAGUCAGCGGGAACGUCCUAGGAACAAACACUCGGCAACUACAAGUCUGGCCAUACUUUGGAGAAGACGUUGACGACGAUGGAACCAUACGUGAGAGGUUCGAUGUCAUUGUAGAGGAUCGCCCUCGCAAGGUUCUCAUCUCACAGCAAGUCAGUACUUACGGCCCUUACUUUGAGGCAUUUCUUGAAGAGAUCGAUUGCCCUAUGGACACCAUCCUGAAAUAUCUGCUUGAAGCAUCAGAGGGGCCCGAUGGCCUGCUGUCCAGAUUGACGAGCUUUACGGAUGAACCUGGAUUCGCACGGAACAUGAUACGCGCCAAAGACAAAUUCUGCAAAGACGACUUUGAUCGAACAAGCCAAAGAUGGGUUUCUGUAGCCUCAAGUCUGCCGGAGAUUGAUGACGAAACCUUGUGGAAAGCUGCUGUCGUCUGCCACACUUUCUGGAUCCGGACAAACUUCAGCCCCUGGCAGAUUGCACGAAAAUACGCCAAGUUUCCUAACAACAACAUGAUUGAAGGCCUUGUCACUUUCGACCAAGCAAAGAAUUACGCCAGCGUGGCCUGUAGUAUUUGUCAGCUCCACGAUUGUCCUUUUCACGGCACCAUCCUCGAAAGACCAGAAGCUAAAGAAGAGAGCGACGAAGAAGACGACGCCAACUCUGUGGACGCCCUGGACGUUGAUUACCCACCGAGAGUCAAUUUCAAGGAACUCGCUACAGCUCCUCUGGACAGAGAACCAUCAGAACAGACCUCACAAGCUCAACCUAAGAAAUCUCUUAAUUGGUGGAUGAAUGAGGCCAACAGCGUGACCUGGGAUCACAGCCGACGUGGACCCUUCUUCCCUUGCAGUCAUCCAGGAUUAUCAUGUGAGGAUGCGCAUUGUACAUGCUUCGAAGCAAAGAUCUGUUGCGAGAAGACUUGCGGGUGUUCGAAGAACUGUAGCCGACGCUUCCAGGGAUGCUCUUGCGCUAGACGAACGAAAUGCUGCGCCCAAGAUGAGUCUUGCAGAAUGCUACAAGAUGAAUCGAGAGUGCGAUCCAGACCUCUGCGACUCAUGCGAAGCGCAUGUCAUCCUGAAUCCAGUCAACAGGUACGACGAUGA